AUGGCGUCCGCUCAAGCCCGAAUAGGCCAGCAGGCCUUGGCGGUGCUCGAUGUGGCUCUACGGGUCCCUUGCGUCUUUAUCAUCGACGCCAUUUUCAACUCGUACUACGACCCCGGGCCCGGGUGGGCCGGCGCCGUCGCGAAGGCUCUGUUCCGAGUGAUAGGUGUCCUCGUCUCCAGUGUGGUGCUGCUGCUCUCCCAGAAGGCCUUGUUCAAGUUCUACACGCUCUUCUUGGCCGUCCUCCUCGGCGCGGCGGCGGUCCUCGUCAACUACCACUGCACGUCCCACAUCGACUUCUACAGCGCCUACUACAAGGCGGCGCUGGGCUUUAGACUUCUGCCCAGGAAUGGGCCGACGCUGUGGAUGGGCGUGGCGGCGGUCCAGCUGGUCUUCGGGGUGGGUUACGUGUACCUCUUGAAUCUGCAGUCGUCGCUGGCCGCCCUGGUGGUCCUGGACAUCAUGGUCCCCGUGUGGGGGCUGAUGAUCGAGCUGCCGCUGGACGUGCGGCGGAUGGUGGCCGUGUUCACGGGCACGGUGCUGGCGCUCAACACGGCCGUGUGCCUCGUCGUGAGGCUCAAGUGGUUCUACUACUCGUGCCGCUACGUCUACCUGCUGGUCCGCCACAUGUACCGCAUGUACGGCCUGCAGCUGCUUCUGAAGGACACCUGGAAAAGAAUCCGCUUCCCUGACGUCCUGCGAGUAUUCUGGCUGACGCGGGUCACCGCCCAGGCCCUGAUCCUGGUCUACGUGGUGCGGGCUGUGCGGCGAGAGAGCGGCGAUGCCACAGGUGUGGCAGCAGACGGGAGCUCGGACUCGCAGGGUUACACGCUAAGCUGGGAUGUGUUCUGGGACGUGACGAGUAAUCUGAUCAUCUCCGGGUGUGAUUCCACACUCACAGUUCUGGGCAUGAGCGCCGUCAUCUCAUCUAUGGCGCACUACCUGGGCCUCAGCAUCCUCACCUUCAUCGGUUCCACUGAGGAGGAGGACAAACGCUUGGGCUUCGUGGCUCCGGUUCUGUUCUUCAUUCUCGCCCUGCAGACCGGCCUCAGCAGCCUGGAUCCCGGGGAACGACUGGUCCGUCUGAGCCGCAACAUGUGCCUUCUGCUGACGGCCAUCCUGCACUUCAUCCAAGGUAUGACCGACCCGGUGCUGAUGUCACUCAGCGCCUCGCACGUCUCCUCGUUCCGCCGACAUUUUCCCGUGCUGCUGGUGUCGGCGGCGCUUUUCGUGCUCCCGGUGGUGCUCAGCCACGCCCUGUGGCACCACUACGCCCUCAACACCUGGCUCUUUGCCGUCACCGCCUUCUGCGUGGAGCUCUGUCUCAAGGUGGUGGUGUCGCUGACCGUCUACGGCCUCUUCAUGGCGGACGGCCUCUCCAACGUCCUGUGGGAGAAGCUCGAUGACUACGUUUACUACGUGCGUUCCACGGGAAACAUCAUCGAGUUCCUGUUUGGCGUGGUGAUGUUCGGGAACGGCGCCUACACCAUGAUGUUUGAGUCGGGCAGCAAGAUCCGCGCCUGCAUGAUGUGCCUGCAUGCCUACUUCAACAUCUACCUGCAAGCCAAGAACGGCUGGAAGACUUUCAUCAACCGCCGCACGGCCGUCAAGAGGAUCAACUCGCUGCCGGAGCUGCGUGGCGACCAGCUGAGGGACAUCGAGGACGUGUGCGCCAUCUGCUACCAAGACUUUGCCACCUCAGCCCGCAUCACGCCGUGCCACCACUUCUUCCACGCGCUGUGCCUCCGCAAGUGGCUGUACAUCCAGGACACCUGCCCCAUGUGCCACCAGAGGGUCAAUGUGGACGACGACAGCCAGGACACGGACGCCUUCUCCAACAACAACGGGGGGUACGCGCCGCCGCCGGACAAUGACGACGCGGCCCCGCCGCUGGCGAGGGAGAACCAGCGCCAGGAGCCCGCCGACGGCCAGCCCGUGAACCGAGCGGCGGGCGCGGCAGCCGCUGGCGGGCCAGCUGUGCUGGACCAUGAGCUGCUGGAGGACAACGACAGCAUCGAGUAUGACGACGACGAGUGGGGGGUGCAAAACGGAAGCACACCCGUAGAAGAAGAAUAUUUGAACGAUGACACAGACUCCACGGAGGACUGACGUCCGAUUUUAUUUAAGUCAGAAACACAGCAUUUUAAUUGAAACAUGUCAGGGAUGUGAUUUUUAUUUUACUUUAAAGGUGCGCGCGUGGUGUCGACAAAACCAUUCUUUUUGCACAUUCUCUUCCUGCGUUGAAACGUCAGUGCACUUUUCCCAGCAUCUCCGCCGUGAAGCCUGUUGAGGUUUGUGUCACAAUCAGCACAAGAACCUGUGACCGGGACACGCAGUCAGUACAUUAAAAAUAAUAAAAAAAUCUGGAUUGUUAAAAAAAUAUAUAUAUAUACAUAUAUAUAUAAUAAGUGCUCGCUAAUGGACUUGAGCUCAGGUUGUGCCACAUGUCCCCUCGGCCAAUCAGUAAAGCGGAAGCGCCUGACGUCCUACUGGUCUCUUGUGUGACCGUGCCUGCAUUUAUGUACGUUCUUGUACAUGUGAUUAAAGCAACACACUGAGAUAUUCUCGUCAGUCCGGUUCUGAUAAGAAGUACUUUUGAGAAGUGCUUUUCCUAAACAAAUAAAACAUGCAUUCAUGGGAUUGUGUUGAGUGUAAGGAAAGCAAGCGACAAUGGAGUGUGUGCUAGUAUUUGUCAAGAUUUCACCAAAGGAGGUGAAGGUAACCUUCACAAAGGUCCCGACUGUUUCGUCUCAGGGUUCCGAUGCCGGUAUACAAGAUGCGUACCUUUCCAGGUUUAAGCUGCUCGGCUGAGCAGAAGGACAGGUUUUGCUGCUAUGGCAAAUAUGUAUUUGUAGAAAAGAAGCACUUUGCAGCAGACGUCCCACUGAACACUAUAUCCUACUGGCAUAAAAUGAGGUAUUUUGAAAACUUUGUGCGUUUGUACUGAGGCGUAAAGCACAAAGUGUUGCUUUGUGUCCGGGACUUUGGCUAAAGAAGACGAUGGUUUGGAAAGCUUUUUGACAAGGCUGGAUGCUGCCUUUUGUUUUAAAAAAAAAAAAGAAAAAAAGAUCAACAUCAUUAAAAUCACGUUUGAUAUUG
Nerophis lumbriciformis (worm pipefish) is the source of this 3096-nucleotide messenger RNA. RefSeq names its product ring finger protein 139 (gene rnf139). Gene Ontology annotation, molecular function: ubiquitin protein ligase activity; zinc ion binding. Gene Ontology annotation, cellular component: Derlin-1 retrotranslocation complex; endomembrane system. NCBI's taxonomy places the organism in Eukaryota, Metazoa, Chordata, Actinopteri, Syngnathiformes, Syngnathidae. Gene Ontology annotation, biological process: ERAD pathway; proteasome-mediated ubiquitin-dependent protein catabolic process. The record is from RefSeq and is a predicted model, not a curated record.